CCUGUGAAGACAGAGAUGUCAAAACUCAAGCGAAGGGGAUGUGCUCACUUUGACGAAGAUGAGCCUGAGGACAAUAAAGUGGAUUUCAGCUUUUGCCCGGACUGGACAUUUGAAGAAGUCGAAGAAUAUUUUCAGAGACUUUUUCCAAAAGUCUUUGAGUACCUUGACUCC
This is a messenger RNA of Suillus fuscotomentosus, 171 nucleotides long. RefSeq lists its product as uncharacterized. The transcript has a single exon. The annotation marks the transcript as partial. The record is from RefSeq and is a predicted model, not a curated record. NCBI's taxonomy places the organism in Eukaryota, Fungi, Basidiomycota, Agaricomycetes, Boletales, Suillaceae.